Molecule: messenger RNA, 1283 nt
Organism: Rhopalosiphum maidis (corn leaf aphid)
Lineage: Eukaryota; Metazoa; Arthropoda; Insecta; Hemiptera; Aphididae
Exons: 6
Coding region: 133-1254 (373 amino acids)
Molecular function (GO): metal ion binding
Source: RefSeq, a predicted model, not a curated record
AUAACAGUCGUCGUGAUAAUGUCAAUUACGGUUUUUUUUUCUACUCUUCCUAGUGAAUUCAAAACACAGCGUUACUGCCGUCGGAACUCCGCUAUUGAUUUCAUAAACUAAUUCUGAGCUCUUGCGGUAAUUAUGUCUACACCGAGAUGCAAAUUUUAUUUGCAAGGAAAUUGUUAUUACGGCUCGUCCUGUCGGUUCUCGCAUGAUGAACCGCAGCGCUCAAACCAUGGACACCAAUCAAGGAGUAAUAGGGACGUAAACAAAAGUUAUUAUGAAUCUGAUAGUGCUCAUAGUAGAAAUUAUGACAAUGACUAUGAUAGUUAUAAUGAGUACAGACAAAUGAAAUACGAAUCUGGAAGUAAAAGCACAAACUACAACUAUAAAAAGGAUUAUAACGACAGGGAUAAUUAUUAUAAUCAAAGAAAUGAUAAAGAAUUGUAUGAUUCCAAUAAUUAUUAUGGUCAUCAAACUCAAAGACAACAAAAUUUAAAGAAUUAUAAAGAAGAUGACAGUCGAGGUAGAAAUUAUAAUUACGAGUAUAAUACAAACAAAGUUCAUGCCAGUUCUAAUAGGAAUAAGAAUUCAGAUGGUCAAAAAUAUAUGCACAGGACCAAUAAUGUUAAUGAUUUAGAAAAUAAGUUAAAAUACUAUGAAAAUGAAAUUAAAACAUUCCAAAAUCAUAUAAGACAAAUAUCAUUGAGUAAUAUUUGGCCAUUCACGUGUUUCCAGCCUAUUGGACAUGAAUUUCCUAUUCAACCAGUUGGAAGUUUAAACUUGAUUGAAAUAUCAUUUGAAGAAAUUAGAUGUGAUUAUUACAUGACUAAAAAUAUAACUGCCAAUCCUGGUUUGAUUCAUAAACGGACAGUUGAUGAAUUAAUCUUAAAAGCUCAAAAGCAGAAAGACGAUAUUUUAACAUUUAAGAGGCAUGUACAAGAAGAUAUAAUAUCAACAUUUAUGAAGUGUGAAAAUUCAAAAGUUCAAAAAACACCUUUUGAAAAUUCUAUACAAGUGGACCAAAACAGUUACUGGGAUAUGUCUAUUAGAUCUUUGAAAAUGCCAGAGGAUAAAAAAACUGAACUGGAGUCAUUUAGUUUUGUUACCAAAAAAACCCAAAAGAAUUCUGAGAACGAGCCACAAUUGAAGAUACUCAUGCAAACCGAAGUAUAUGGUAAAAUAGAUAAUGAAGCAUUUGCUCAAGAUCAGUUUACCGAUUUCAUACCUAUUAUGCCUCCACCUAAAAAGUACUGUUUAUAAUGUUUUUUUUUUUUUUUUGGUAAAUUAUU